AUGUCGAUCAACCAAUCGAAUAGAUCAAAUUUAAGUCUUCCCAGUACAUCCGAUACGAAAGACAGAUUAUCACAUGCGAAUAGUGAAACAGACAAUAUCUCAACGAAACAGAUUGCCAAAAUCGUUUUACUAACAAUAGUAUCCGUCAGCUUGAUAGUGAUAGGAUCAAUGUACAUGAAACAGUGUCCUGUUGGAGCAUACAUUCCGGUCUAUUUACUAGUAACAGGUCUAAUGGGACUUUUGAAAGCUCUACUAAGUCUUCGUACUGGAGUGCCUAGCGAUCCGAGUGAGCAAACCGUUUUGCGUCAAGCUCUGAUGGCCAAUUCAUCGAAAUCUGCGUCACUCAUCAACUUCGACAUGGUUAAGGUUUGGAGAUCCUUUGUGGAGAACGAUCGACCAAAAAAUGUUAUCGUAUUGGAAAACCAAUUUUUUGGCGAGUCUGUUGGAACCAGCACCGAACUUCAGUCUGCGGAUGUCGGAGCGAAAUAUACUACAAUGCCAACUAAAUUGAAGGAAUUAUAUGUUCAUUCCUGGUUGCAUAUUAUAUCGUUCUUGGAUGUGCUGGACACAAUAAAUUUGGCCAAAACAAGCAGACUAAUGAAGUCAAUUGCAAAGCAGAGCUACAUCAGAUUUUCUCAUAUUUCAUUUGGUGAAUCGUCAGUCGAUGUGUCCGAACUGCCAUUGGUUCUGGAAGAAAUCGGAGACGAUGUACGAUCUGUAGUGAUAUCUGGGCUAAAUGUUCGAAUGCUGGACUGUUUGCUAAAGUGUUGCCCAAAUUUGACUGAGCUAAAACUGAUCGAUUCAUCAAACAUUUUAAAUUCAAUGCCAUUUGGAAAGUACUUGCCUCUUUUGAAGAAUAUUACCAAUUUAGAAAUUCGAAAAAGUGGAAUUUAUUACAGUAAAAUGAAUCGGGCGAAACGAUUUCAGAAUAUCGAUUCACUUUUAGCUACUCUCACUGAAAUUGAUACAUUAAAUUCAUUAAAAAUUGAUUACAUUGAAACCGGUGAUAAGACUUUUCAUCAUUUAAAAUCGAUUAAAAAUUUGAAAUGUUUGCAUUUGAACAGAUAUCUAGCCACUGUUCCGGUACCACCCAUCAUACCUAAUUUUUUACAUCUUAAAGAGUACCUAUUUACUUAGUAUUGAAGACAGCAAAACCAGCGAAAUCAUUUCAGAGCUAGUGGUCACGGGUUGAAAUUUUUUAUUUGAGCUGCGCUGCUACUUUCUUUUUUUUUGUAAAAU
Bradysia coprophila is the source of this 1239-nucleotide messenger RNA. RefSeq names its product transmembrane protein 272-like. NCBI's taxonomy places the organism in Eukaryota, Metazoa, Arthropoda, Insecta, Diptera, Sciaridae. The record is from RefSeq and is a predicted model, not a curated record.